Molecule: messenger RNA, 7226 nt
Organism: Saccostrea cuccullata (small rock oyster)
Lineage: Eukaryota; Metazoa; Mollusca; Bivalvia; Ostreida; Ostreidae
Exons: 8
Coding region: 107-1309 (400 amino acids)
Source: RefSeq, a predicted model, not a curated record
CAAAAAAUCAGCGACAAGGAUGUCAGAUGUAAAAUACAGUAUAUGAGACACUUUAAAAGCACACUUGUUUAAUCCACUCAUAGCUCCUACAUGUAUUACGUGUAAAAUGGCUGUUUCGACGUAUAUAAAAUGGUGGCUCCCCUCUUUGAUUUUGUAUUGUGGGUGUUCUGUAUACAUGUACGAUAUCAACAGUGAAGUUUGCCUGAGUACACCCUUUAAUUUUGCAUCAAGAAAAGCGUGCAAGUUUUCAUUAAAAGAUGCAAAGGACUGGUUUGAAUCAGAAAGAUGUGAUUGCCAAAAAGUAUGCACUGUAAAAAUCAACUAUUUAUAUAACUCGGGAUGGAGUGAUUUUGACGAAAAUUAUUAUACGCCCUCCUAUCAGCUGGAAUCUUUAGCUUUUAGCUUCAAUGGUUUGAGCGAGAAUUUGACGAUUAUCAAUACAAGUUGUAGUCCUUCAUACAAUACAUAUGGAAUACGAUUGAACAUUAUUUGCAGAUUAGGUUUUGAGAACGAAAUAGAACAAGAUAAAAUGGAGUAUAAACCAUGGAUAAGGCCUCAGCACCUUAGCACAGAAGAACCAGUUGAAAUAACCCAAGAUCUUACAGCAAGAAGGAAACCUGUGUCUUAUGAACGUCGGCCAACAGACAAACCUACAAUGGAGUAUAAACCAUGGAUGAGGCCUCAGCACUUUAGUACAGAAGAACCAGUUAGUGUAACCCAUGAUCUUAAAGCAAGAAGGAAACAUGUGUCUUAUGAACAUUGGCCAAAAGACAAAACUACAAUGGAGUAUAAACCAUGGAUAAGGCCUCAGCACCUUAGCACAGAAGAACCAGUUGGUGUAACUCAAGAUCAAAUAUCAAGAAGAAAACCUGUGUCUUAUGAACGUCGGCCCCAUAUUGCGUCAAAUCCAGUGAUGAUUAAUUAUACAGAACUAGCAAAACAAAUUCUGGCACAGCAGCAGUUGCAACAACAAAAUUUAAUCCCAGAGGAUAACAGAGCCGGUGUGACAGUUGGAUCUUUCAUUGGCGGUCUCAUCUUAGGCGUUGUUCUCACAGUUCUUGUACAAAUCGUCUACAAAUAUAUACGAAAUGGUAAACCUAAUGCUGAAAAAAGCAAUGCUCAAAGACUGCAGUUUUUAACAACAAUUCUUAUGAAACUGAAAGAGAUUCUGAACAAAACAUUUCCAAGGGGCAAAUUACAUAUGAGCGAAGGUUUUAUAUGUGACACCAAUAGAAAGGAGGAUGGCAAGGAAUGCUACAUGGAAUCUGAUGUUUCAGCUUUGAAGAUGAAUGAAGAAGGUGUUAUUUAAUUCUUGUGUAAUAGCGCUAUCCUAAACAUGCUUGUUUUUUUUUAAACUGAUUGUUGCCUUUCAUUGCUUAAUGUUUGAGAAAUAACUCGCGAUCUGUGCGUUAGUAAAAGAAAUAAGGAUAUCUCCAGUCGACUCUUGGAUAAGUUAAGUGAAAGUAUAUCAAUUCAUUUUUUCUUAGGUUUGGACGUUCUUCAAUUCAUAUAGAGUGAUAAGUUCAUUCAUUCUUGGUUUUAUCUUUCGAGAUAAGAUUCUUUAAUAUUUGUACCAAUUUUAUUAUUAUUUGGUUUCCCUGUACAUACACCUUUUAAGGACGUUCGAUCCUCCUGAGCUUUUGAGCAGAUUUGGUCCUGUCCUUUAUUCAUAACACGCUGUAUCAUGUUUGAAUAUUAAGGUAGGAUUCUUCUCUGGUUACUGACUAGAUGAAACAUUAAAAGUAUAUUUGCUUAUAUGUCUUAUAUAUUGAGGUGUAGGGAAUUUAAAAGACCAUAUCUUUCUUUCUUCAUCACAAUUGAACAACUUUAAAUAGAAAUGAUAAACUGCGUUUGAAAACUAGCAGGGACUAUAUUUUUGGCGGAAUGGUGGCGUAUGAAAAUAUCUUCUUUUCUGCCUCUCAAAAUUAUAAUAGAACAAUGAAUUUAGUUAUAAGUUUUACACAAUCGAAGUCUUGGAGAAAUUUUCAAAUGUAAGCUAGAUUAAUAAUGAGGGACUAAACUUUGAAAAUAUAUCAAAUAAAUGUGAUUUUGCAAACAAACUAGAACUUUAUUAGCUUUUAAACGCUUCCUAUCAAAGUGCAGAUUUGAGCCAAAAAUUCAUAAAAAGUAUUCUUUCUCUAUUAGUAAACGAUUAAAACUUUUUGUUUUUGUAUCAUUUUGUACAUUUAUAAGACUACUUUAUUAUAUGUAAAAAUAAGAAAAAGUUAAAUAUAGGAAGCAUAUGAAAAUGACUAAUUUAUCCUAAAAAAUUAAGAAAAACAGAGAAAAAUUCGGAUUAGCUAAUAUCCAGUUAAGCUAAAUUAUUUAUGUAAAUUUGGUAUUAUCAUGCUAUAGACCCGAUAUAGUUAUAUGUUUUUAAGCAAAAAGAACAAUCAUUAAACUUUUGAUAUAGAAGUAGGUAUCAAAUGAUUGGCAACAGUUACUUUUUAUUCUUCAUGUCAAGGAAAAAAAUAAUGACCUUGACCUGACCUUGCCUCUAAUAUAAAACGGUCAAAUUUAAUUUCACUGAUACUAUCAUUUACUGGUAUUGUCUUCUUGAUUCCGUGAAAAUUUCAUUAAUUUUUAAAUAUUAGAAAUACGAGAAGAAUCCUACCUUAAAUCUUGAUUCUGCAAUGCAAAUUAAACUAUAUUCAAUGAAAAACUGCGAUUAAAGUCUAUUCAAGUACAAUGUAGAAUUAAACUAGGAAUAUAUUUUGUGGCGGGAGUUAUUUUACAAACUAUUUAUUGUGAAUUCUUUCAAAACAGUGUGACAAAUAUAAUAGUAAAUAUUUUCCGACAAUCCAGAAAAAAAAAUUGAGCCAAUUUUGAAAUAAAUUAAGAAAGAGCGAUAUAUGGUAAAUGUCUCAAUUGGCCCCUUAAAACGAAUAUCUUAAUUGUACUUUAUACAUAGCUUUAAUUUGUACAGCUAUAUAUUAUGUGACCUUUAUUGGUCAUUUUCAUUUUGAUCAAAAUGCCGUUAUUUUAGAAAUAUGACAUCAUAAAAAUAACGUUUUCCCGCCAUUUUAGCAUAUUUUGUAUAAAACUGCUUAUUUUCAAGCAGUUUUUUUUCCAGAAAAUAUAGAGCGCAGCCUAGAAAAAGAUUUAUAUUUUUACCAAAGAUGUAUCUUUCCAAUACUAACUAGUGACAGAAAAAAUACGUAUGUUCUACACUGCGCCCUAUGUAUCCCAGAAGAAAAAAACAUCAAGGAUAGAACAUAUUUUUGCCUUUUUUGUUAGAUAGCAAAAAUAACAUUAUUUCUCAUGUCAUUUACAGGUAGUGAGUGCAUAUAGAUGUGAAAAAUAUAUUGGAAAUAUUUCUAAUAUAAUCUCUUCUACAAAAUAAAUAUCAAUUAAACAUAUUUGAAUGUCAUUCUAAAAUGUUGAUUUUUAGGGGGCCAAAAUUAGCUCUUAUCAUAUAUACUCUUUUCUAAAAAUUUACAUCAUUUACCCCCACUUUAGAUGUUCUUUUUUAGAUUGUCAAGAUAACUUUGACCUAUUUCCUUACAUUCCGAAAAAAACGUAAAGACUUUAAAAUAAUUUUCUUGAUCAUUAAAUUUUCAAUGCCAGAAAAAUCACAUUUUAUUGGUGCAGAAAGUUCAAAAUGAUUUUCGAUCCAAUUUAAAAACCUUUUCUUAUUCACAAUUUUAAAAUGUAUUUUUUUAAUACACUUAAAUUUCAUGUUGUUUCAUGUUUUAAUUGAAUCAUAAUAUUGGAGGAAAAACAUCGAAGAUGCAAUAUUUAAUUAACACAAUUUUCAGUGCAAAAAGGUCAAAAUAAAUGUUCUGUAUCACAAAAAGAAGCAUAAUGACCCCCAUUUUUUAUUUGAAUUCUAUUUUAGCUACUAGUAUGUAUAUAGGAAGUAAAGAUAUACUUUGCAAAAAAAGUUUAAGACUUAAUAUAUCAGGAUCCAACGUCGAAUACUGAUGUCUUUUCAAUCUCUUUUCAAUAUCACUUUCAUCAAUGUCUUUUUCCCAGAACAUGCGGCUUAGAAAAUAACCUAUACAUCCGCUGUGUACUUAUCUUUUCAGCAUAAUAUAGAACAUUGUAUUCUUUAUAUAUUGUAUAACUAAUGACAUUUUUGUUAUCCAAAUACAUUUACUCAAAAUGUUUUGUAAAAUUGUUUAUUGUAAAAUCACAUAUUUUUUAUGGGUCAAUUUGUUAUGGUUUGAGGAGAAUAACAUAGGUUCAUGGGCAUUUGAUUUCAUGCUUAAAGAAUUGUUCAGUCGUAAAAUAUUUCAUUUACAUUGCAUGGGGGACAUUGUUUUCUAGGUCUUUUCAUUUUUAGCAUUACUGAUCAGAGUAAACUCAGGUGACCUAUUGCUAUCUGUUUUCGUCCUUCGUCGUGCGUGGUUCGUCGUGCGUCGUACGUUAACAUUUCAACAUUUUUAGCUUCUUCUCUGAAACCACUGAAUCAAUUUCAACCAAAUUUGGUAUAUAACAUCUAUGGGUGAAGGGAAACAAAAUUGUGAAUUUCAUGGUCCCUGCCUCCCCCCCCCCCUGGAGCCAGGGGGUGGGGAAAAACCACUAAAAUUAGUGCAAUCUUUAAAAAUCUUCUUCUUUACUCAUGGACAUCAAGCAGUUAAACUGUUGGUAUGAUUGUAACCAGCAUUGAGAUCUAUACAAAAUUGUGAAAUUCAUGGCCCCAGGGUCAGGGGUUCCAGUGCUAGGGCGGGGCUGAACAGGCUAUAUAGUGAAAAUGCAUUAUUUCUUUUAAAUUCUUCUUUUCUGUUUGUGGACAUUUCAAAUAAACUAACAAAGUGCAUAGUUAUGCUAAAUAAGACUGCCUCUUCUCAAAUUGUGAAUGUAAUGCCCCAGGGUCAGGGGUUCUAGUGGUAGGGUGGGACUAUAUAGAUUAUAUAGUGAAAAUGCAAAAAUACUUUGAAGAUCUUCUUCUUUGCUCCUGGGUAUUAAAUAAACCAACCAAGUACAAAGUUAUGUUGAAUAAGGCUACCUCUUCCAAAAUUGUGAAUUUCAUGGCCACUUGGUUGGGGUUCUGGUAUUAGGGCGAGGCUUUAUUGAAUAUAUAGUGAAAUGCAUGAAUUCUUUAAAACUCUCCUUUUCUGCACCUGAGUAUUUAACCAAUGAACUAUGUACAUAGUUAUGAGGAAGAAGGAUGCUUCUUUGAGAUUUUUGAAUUUCAGGGUCCCUGGAUUAGAGAUUCUUGUGUCUGGGGUUGGGGGUAGGGAGGGGAGGGGGGCUCUAAUGUUUAUAUAGUGAAAACGCUUGAAUUCUUUGAAAAUCUUUUCCUUUGUUAUUGGGUAUAAUGCCAAUGAUCUUAGUAUAUAUUUAUGACAAAAAAACGGGUUCUUCAAAAAAUUGUUAAUUUCCUGUCCCCUGGGACAGAGGUACUUGGGGGGGGGGGGGUUAACAUAGUCUGAAAUAAUUUUAUGCUUUGAAGUCUGUACUCAGCUAUGUUAAGGCACGAUAUGGAAAAUGUGACCUUUGCACGAUUUUAAUAUGUAUUACUUCUUAUAAAAUAUUGUAACAAAGCAACUGAAUAGAUCUAGAAAAUGUAAUAUAGCUAUCAAUAAGGGAUAUGACUGGGUCGUAGUUAUUACCAGUACUAUCUCACGUAUCAGCUGUUGGUCACGUGACUUGUAUAAAAAUAGAAUUGUUAUGCUGAAUCUAUAAAAUGGAAAGUGCAAGGGCAUACGCUUGUUUUCAAGAAAAAAAAUUGAUACACACCAAAAGAAGUUUAUUUCCUUUACCCAAAAAGUGCUGGGAGCUAGUCAGUGCUGUUUGCGAAAUACUUCAAAUUUUGCCGAAAAUGCUUAUAAUUGCUGAUAAUUUCCACUCCGCUUUAAUUCUCUUAUGAAUAAAAAUAAUCUUAUGCAGACCAGGAUCAGCUCCCAGAAGUUUUCAAAAUAUACACUAUAUAAGCGAUAAAUAUUCCAAAUUUCAGAUCAAAGAAAAUAUAGUCUAUGCCCUUGCACUUUUGAUGUAAAUACUGAAUACGCUCAUCGUUUUAGAGAUAUUCUUUACAUUCCCUACCCCUGUACAGCUUCAAUGCUACUAGAUAAAUUCAUAUUCUAUACACAUUGUAUUAAAUAAAUUAUUUUCUUUUAGUUUUUAUGAUUAGGUUUUAAAAUUAGCAAUAAUAUCAUACUUAUUUAAGCAAUCUUAUAAUUAUUAAACCAGUGAAUCUAGUCCUCUGGAUCACCUGUGCUGCGUCAUAUCUAGGCUGAUGACGUCAUAUUUGAGGAAAGGCUUUUUUCUAUUACUCGACUGUAUUGCAAUCAAGUAUUGCAAUUUUACAAGAUUUUAUAAAUAAUCGAUCAAAUAAAUAAAUUCAAGUUAUUAUUUACGCAUGGUCAUGUCGUUAAUUAAUUUGUGUGGCUUGUUAAAUUUCAAUGACGUCACAAUUGAACAUCCAAUACGAUGUACAAGGAAUGUGAACUCUGACCUUCCUUAACAUAGCUGAGUACUUUCAAUUGGUAUAAGUCAACAGCAUUAAAUUUUUUUUUUUUUUAAAUUUCCAAAAUUUUCAAAGAUGUGGCCCCAGGGUUAGUGGUUCCUGUGGGAUGGGGAGCUCAACUGUUGACCUGCCCUAACAGAAGAAGCCCUGACCCAGGGGCUCUGAAAUUUUCUAAAGUGGAAAUGCAUUUUCUCUUUGUUACUAUGAUCUACCUCUGGGUUUUAGGUAACCAAAAUAAGCAUGCUGAGUGUAUAAUUAUGAUAAGCAAUGGUGCCUCUUUCAAAAUUGUUAAUUCCAUGGCCUCUAAUUUAAAACAUGAAUCAAAUUCAAUUGUUGGAAAGUUGUCGCAUGAUACUCAGGUGACCUAUAAGGCCCACGGGCCUUUUGUUCAAUAUGCUACAUGUAUUCCUCUUAAAGUUUAAAUCGGAUUUCAAUAUAACUUGGCACACAAGAAGACUAUACUUAGAUACAUAAUUCUGGUUAUCGGUUUUUGAUUUCGAUGAACGGUGGUACCAUGGUUACUAAAUUUAAAAAUUAUGGUUUUAUUUUACUUUUUUUAUUUUGAUGAAUGGCGUUACCAUGGUAACUUAAAUUGAAAAUAUGUAAAAUUUUAUCAAAAGCUACUCCUACAGUUGUAGUCUUAUUGCAUUAUCUUACCACAAGGAGAAACUUAAUCAAAGAUCAUUUUUCUAUUUAUUGCUGCUGUAUAAUUUUCAAGCCCCAAACUACUUUUCUCUUUUUUUGUUAUAAGUACAAACCAGUAGAGCUUCAGUCUCGACAGAGACAUCUUGUUUGAAAAAAAAAUUAACCC